AUGGAUACCAGCAACCUCCUGGCGGGACUCUUCCUUCUCCUGGUGUCGCUUCAUCGCUUCAUCUCAGGAUUUUGUCCGGAGCGCUGCGACUGUCAGAACCCACGGCAUGUCUUGUGCAGCAACCGAGGGCUGCAGAGGGUUCCGAAGACCUCCGCCGCGUCCGAGGCGGUUCAGGUCCUGAGCCUCAGUGGGAACUUCAUCAGCAAUAUAUCUGAACUGGACCUCGCUGGAUACAGCGACCUAGUCAGGUUGAAUUUACAGUACAACCAAAUUGACUCGAUUCAUCCCAGAGCAUUCCAGAAUCUAUCCAAGCUGGAGGAGCUGUAUGUGGGUCAUAAUCUGCUGGCAAGUCUUCAUCCUGGGACUUUGAAGGCGUUGAGGAAAUUAACCACUCUUUAUAGCAACAGUAACCACAUAAGGAGGAUCGUGCCGGAGGACUUCAGCGGCCUGGAUCAUCUGGUCAAGCUUCGCCUGGAUGGCAACACUAUUGAGCUUCUUCAGGACUCUGUGUUUGAAGGUUUGGGAGGUCUUCUUUAUCUCCAUCUGGAAUCCAACCAGCUGCAUCACAUCCAUAGAAAUGCCUUCUCAAAGCUCCACCACCUGCGAUAUCUGAAUCUAGACCACAACAAGCAGCAAACGCUACGAGGUGCCCUCACCUUCUCACACCUCACGUCUUUGACUACUUUACUGCUGUCCGACAACCAAAUCCAUCAUGUCGGGAAACACGUCUUCAAGAAUCUGGGUCGACUGACCAAACUCACCCUCAGCAACAACAGACUCUCGGGUCUGACUGCAGAGGCUCUGAGGGGUCUCUCCAGCUUGCGGGAGUUCCACCUAGAUGGGAACCAGCUGGAGGAGAUUCCCUCCGGGCUUUUGGACCCCCUGAAGAGCUUAGAGGUACUAGACCUGAGUCGCAACCACAUUUCUAACGUUGACCCAUUGGCGUUUAAACAUCUUGCACAUCUGAAGGUGUUGAAGCUGAAAAGCAACAAGCUCACGAGCUUGUCAGGUGAGAUCUUUGCUCUGAACCACUGGCUCUACGCUGUUGAUCUGCAUAGUAACAACUGGACAUGUGACUGUCGGAUGGAGCGGCUGAAGAGAUGGAUGGCGGACGCUCACGCUCAGGGGAAGAUGCUGACGGUGUUUGUCCAGUGUCAUCAGCCCGUCGAUCUUCGAGGGAAAUACCUGGACCACGUGAAUAGCUCUCAGCUUCUCAGGACGUCCUGGGCUGAUUCGUGCCUCCGUGAUCAAGCUUUGGUUGGGGGGUUUGAGCAGGAACUCCAAGGGGACCAGAGCAGGGUAGAGCUUCAGAGAGCUAAGCCAAUGACGGAUUCAUUAAGACCAAAGUCACGAACUGCCAAAGAGACAUCUGGGAAAAGAGUUAAGGCGAGGUCAGAUGUCACUUCAAGAAGUGAUUGGCUGGUAUUUUCCACUGCUCAGAGCCUGAAGAGAUCCCCCACAACCUCACUCCCCGUCCGCUCCGGAGAGAAGUUUGACCUGCUGAGGUCAGAACGGGAGCAGAACCUGCCAGUGAUCACAGAUCCAUGCGUGUUCAACCGCCUGUUCAUCACUAACGUCACCGUGGACCAGGUGACGUCCAGCAGUGUCAACGUGUGUUGGACCACCAGGGAUCACCACCGCUACACCCCUGGAACAACCGAGAAUGAAGUGCACUACCGGAUUCUCUUCGACCGGUUUGGGGCGGCGGAGCGCUUCCCUCGGUAUGUCUACGCCAGCGGCUCAGCUCGGUCCGUCACGCUACAGGAGCUCAGCUCCGAUGUGACCUACAUGGUGUGUGUCGAGGGAGUCGUGGGAGGAUCCGUGUGUCACGUGGCACCGCGGGACCACUGCUCUGGACUUGUGACCCUACCUGAAGGCAGGCGCUCCCUGACCUCUGACCUCCAGCUGGUGACCAUCAUCACGGUGGCCUGUAACGUCCUGCUCCUGGCGGUCAUCGGUGGGGUCUGGCUGGUGCGCAGUUUGAGGAAGAGGAUGCAGAGGAGGAAGUCGGCGGUCCACGUCCGCCACAUGUACUCCACCAGGAGACCCUUUCGCCCUAACAUAGCCACAGCGGCCGUGUCCUCCGACUUCACUAGUUACCAGAGCAGUCGUCCAUCCCGACUUGGUCCGCUGGAGGAAGACCUCAUCGAGUUCCCAUGUGAUCGCUUUCAGGAUAACACCUGUGCUCGCAGGGACAGUGACCUGCAGCGGUUCUCGGACUAG
Messenger RNA from Synchiropus splendidus (mandarinfish), 2223 nucleotides. It is a transcript of the gene tril, whose product is annotated as TLR4 interactor with leucine-rich repeats. The coding region runs from base 1 to 2223 and encodes 740 amino acids. Gene Ontology annotation, molecular function: protein binding. The record is from RefSeq and is a predicted model, not a curated record. The transcript has a single exon. Lineage: Eukaryota; Metazoa; Chordata; Actinopteri; Syngnathiformes; Callionymidae.